GGUGCCGGAGGCGGAUGCGGCACUCGAUCUGUUCUGAAUUCUGCGCCGAUAUCAUAAUCCGUUCAUCGCGCUGGCUUGAACACUGAGCUUAUGCUGCAUAGAUAGUGCAUUUGCAGCUUACGGGACAAACGUGCCACAACUCUGUCUGCUGACUUUCUUUCAAUACAACUGAAUAGUACAUCGGAAGCUUUGAAAUAACAUUGGCAGAAGCGGCGAGGACCAGGCGGAGAAGAUGGCUUUCCUAGUUGCUGCUAGGAGGCAACUGAAAGGAGGUCUGUCAUUAGCGGAGGUAGCGCUGCCAGUAUCGGUGCUUGGCACCUGCACGCGCAGCAACGCCGUGUUUACUGAAGCGCUCGCGGGUUGCAGUGGCGCAUCGCUUCAUUGCAGCGCUGAGCAGCCAUUGAGUCGCGCGACUAGCUAUUCGGACGCGGGCGCGGGCGCGGCCGGAGUACCGGCGUGUGGCAGUGCGUCGCCCCGGCAGCCUUCCCCGGAGCCCUGCAGCAGCUCCGGCUCUCAUGCCACCUUCAACAGCCUUGGCCGCUACCGCUCUCAGCAUGUAGGCAUCUCUCGAGGCGCCUCGGCCCUGUCCGCACUUGCGGAGGCUUCGGCGUCGCCAUCCCCAGCGUCCAAUCUUCCCCGCGGUCAACAUCAACAUCAGCAGCACCACCACCAACAGCUCCGAACCUAUCACGCCUGGUACUAUGGAAGCAAGCUGCGCAACCGGGCGAUCUCGCAGGCGGAGUCGUUGGAGGAGCUGGGCGAGAUGCUGGUGCGGGAAGGGCACAGGCUGGACCACGUCAACCUCACAGCCCUCCUGGCGCAGCUAAAGCGAGUGGCACGGGCGGCGGAGGAGGAGGCUGUAGCAGAGGCCACCGGCGGCAGUAGCAGCAGCAGCAGCAACAGCAGCAGCAGCGGUUCGUCAGCGGUCACGGCGGCGGCGGCUGCGGCGGCGGCGCGGGCGGUGCGGGUGCGGGUGGCGGAGCUGGCGGCGGUUGCGGCGCGGCUGGUGCGGCGGCGGGCCAAGUGGUACGACCCCCGGCACGCGGCGCUGGCUGUGGCCCACACGGCGGCGCUGCGGCACACGGACGGCCGCCUGCUGCACGACAUGACCGGCAGGGCGCUGGCCAGGCUGGACGAGGCCUACAGCCGCGACGUGCUACUGCUGCUCCGCGGCCUGUGCGCCCACCAGCACAUGCAGCAGCUUGCAGCCGCCUCCUCCCCCCCGGCUGUAGCAGCAGCAGUGGCACCCGCCGUGCCGGCUGUAGCAGGUGCCGGCAAGCCGUACGGCGGGGCGCCGGCGGUGCUGCUGGGGGGUGUCAAGGUGUUCCUGACGGCCAAGGUGCCUACCGGCCGCAUGCCGCCCGAGAACCUGGCCGGGCUGCUGCGCCACUGGCGGGCCCUGGCGCCGCCGGGCCGCCGCCUGGGGCCGGCCGUGUGCGGCGUGGUGGCGGCGGACCUGCAGACCCGCACCGCCAUCUACGCGCCGGAGCCGCUGGCGGGCGUGUUGGCGACUCUGUCGGCCGAGCGACACGCGCUGCCGCCGCCGCUGCUGGACGCCGCGGCGGAGCAGUUCGCGGCGCACGCGCUGACACACGGCAGCGGCGCCGCCGCCGCGCGCUUCCUGGCGGCGGUGGGCGCGCAGCUGCGGCUGCAGCAGCAGGCUGCAGCGGCAGGCGAGGCCGCGGUGGCGGCGGCGGUGGCCGCGGUGGCGGAGGGCCCGGCGCCGGGCGGGGCGCAGUGGCUGGAGCAGCACCCGCGGCUGCUGCUGGCGUGUCUGGAGCUCAUGACACGGGACCUGUCGACCGCCAGCCUGGACCGCGCGGCUCGCUGGCUGCACGUCCUGGCGCGGAUGCAGGCGCCGCUCGCCGCCGCCGGCACCGCGUCAGCAGCAGCAGCAGCAGCCGACGCAGCAGCCCCGGCACCGGACGCGGCAGUAGCAGGCGGCGGCGCCGCCCUGGCCGCCGCGUCCGCCGCUUUCGUGCGCGCUCACUCGGAGGCAGUGGAGCGCGAGCUGCCGCGACUGAGGCUGCCCGCGGCGGCAGCAGGCGCGGCGGCGGGGACGGCGGCGGGGGCGGCGGCGGGGACGGCGGCGGGGGCGGCGGCGGGGGGCGCAGCGGCGGCGGCUGAGGCGGGCCUGCAGCGGCUGCGGGCGUCGUAUGAAGCGCUGCGGCUGCCGCUGCCACGAGGGCUGUGAUGAGCGAGGAUAGAUAGGCAGAGGGCAUCGCGGGUGUCGCGGCGGGCCUUGUUUGAUCAUGUGCUUCACCAGGUUUACUUGUCGUGCAGUCGUGGUGAAGUGGUGGGGUGGUGGAUGGACUGGAGGGCAGAGGCGGAAUCGCUUGGCGCCGGCACUGUGUGGCGACCAAUAGAGCUGCAUGGGGCCACUAGGGGCGGUGGGGCGGUGGGGCGGCCACCCCUCGGCGGAGAGGUUAGGUGGGUAGGUGGGUACAUGCGUGGGCACACGACACACGUGCCGUGCCGGACGAUGGGUAAGACGGCGCACCGUUUGUGGUUACUGUGCCGCCGCGCGCGUGACUGCAGCACAUGUUGGCUGUAACUCUGCUGCGGU
Messenger RNA from Chlamydomonas reinhardtii, 2566 nucleotides. RefSeq lists its product as uncharacterized. The record is from RefSeq and is a predicted model, not a curated record. Bases 233 to 2194 code for a protein of 653 amino acids. NCBI's taxonomy places the organism in Eukaryota, Viridiplantae, Chlorophyta, Chlorophyceae, Chlamydomonadales, Chlamydomonadaceae. The transcript is spliced from 8 exons.